Trichophyton verrucosum HKI 0517 is the source of this 1704-nucleotide messenger RNA. RefSeq lists its product as uncharacterized. The transcript has 2 exons. Bases 1 to 1704 code for a protein of 567 amino acids. Lineage: Eukaryota; Fungi; Ascomycota; Eurotiomycetes; Onygenales; Arthrodermataceae. Gene Ontology annotation, biological process: tRNA processing. The record is from RefSeq and is a predicted model, not a curated record. Gene Ontology annotation, molecular function: tRNA dihydrouridine synthase activity; flavin adenine dinucleotide binding.
AUGUCGAGCACGAACGCAAACACAGUCGACACCAGUGUUGAGUCUGGGUCAAUACCUCCCGGGAUAAUACAGGCUGUUAAUGAAAUGAAACCUAAGCCGUCAAGGAAGAAGCUACAUGGCCGUGAAUUCUACGAGAGUAUAGGCAGCCCAAAGAUGGUCGUUGCACCAAUGGUAGAUAGAUCCGAAUUUGCCUGGCGAAUGCUCACUCGUUCGUUCAUGGGAGAAGGAAAUCCUACUCCCAUCCUAGCCUACUCGCCUAUGUUCCACGCCCGAUUCUUCAAUGAGGCGCCCGCAUACCGCACACAGCAUUUUGAACCAGUACGCCAGGCCAAAACAGUCGGCACUGAUGAAACCACCGCGGAGCCGUAUCUAGAUGGAAACCCAAAGCACGACAGACCACUCAUCGUUCAAUUUUGCGCCAACGAUCCAGAUGAGCUGCUCAAAGCUGCGCGCCAUGUUGAAGCACACUGCGAUGCAGUUGAUUUGAAUCUCGGAUGUCCUCAGGGCAUCGCAAAGAAAGGACACUAUGGUGCUUUCUUGCAGGAGGAUCCAGAUCUAAUAUACAAACUUAUCAAUAAGUUACAUAACGAGCUUUCGAUACCAGUGACAGCCAAGUUCCGGAUUCUUGAAACAAAGGAGAAAACACUCGAGUAUGCGCGUAUGAUUCUUUCUGCUGGUGCGAGUAUCUUAUCCGUGCAUGGCAGGAGGAGAGAGCAAAAGGGCCAUAAUACCGGCGUGGCGAACUGGGAGUAUAUUCGAUACUUGAGAGAUAACUUACCCCCUGAGACUGUUAUUUUCGCAAACGGGAAUAUUUUAAAUCAUAGUGAUAUUAGUCGUUGCUUGGAGGUUACAGGGGCAGACGGUGUGAUGAGUGCAGAAGGCAAUCUUUCGGAUCCAACGAUCUUCUCGACGCCUCCAGCUCCAGGCGAAGAAGGGAGGAUGUAUUGGCGUGGCAGAGACGGGAGAGGGGGGUUUAGGCUUGACUAUGUCCUACGACGGUACAUGGAUAUUAUUUAUAAAUAUGUUCUCGAACAGGAUCCUCCGCAGAGAGCACCGCUAUAUCAUCCAGACGACGAACCUGCUUCGGAAUCUAAUGGCCAGAUACAGACAGAUGAAGCUGUUGAAGAUGAAAGCGAACAACCCCCUAGGAAGAAACAGAAGCAAGGAAAACGUGCGAAGAGAACUCCAUCAACCAAUCUAUCUUCCAUGCAAGGCCAUCUAUUCCAACUCCUUCGACACCUUGUCUCGCACCGGACAGACAUCAGGGAUGCGCUCGCACGCUGUCACGGAGGAGACAUGCCUAAUUUUGAAAAAGUUGUCAAACUAGUUGACCACGCUGUCAAGCAAGGCAUGCAGGAAUAUGAGCAAAACCCGGACUGGAAGCACGUUGUUCCCGCCUCGAAACCGGGGGUGGUCAAAUCGGAGGAAUCAAAGGCGACGAUGGAGAAGUAUCAGAGACCUUGGUGGGUAUGUCAGCCAUAUAUCCGACCACUACCUGAAGAAGCACUGCAAAUUGGGUCAUUGCAGUUGAAGAAGAAGGAUAAGCUUGCUGAGGAAGCACAGCUUAUUGACAUCAAGGCUGGUGCUGUUAAGGGGGAACAUGGGAAUGGAAAUGGAGUUCCUGUUAGCAGUCUUGAGCCCGUUAAUGGUAAAGGAGACGAGAAUAAUGUUACUAUCACCCCUGACCCGUUGGUCAGUGGAUAG